CACACCUAUCAAGUGUGUUUGUGUGUGUGCAUAAAAAAAUGAAAUGCCUGGUAGUUUCAAGUUAUGCACUAGAGUCUUUACAUCUGCUAGUACCUAGGCUAUAUACAACCGCUGUAUAGUCCUGUAGAUACGUUUAUUUUUUUUUAAAUACCGUGGUAUAGAAGGAUUAAAAUUGUGACACAUGAACAAAACCUGUAGUGCCAUCUUAUCAAUGCCUCAGGUCGACAUGUAGAUAUGUCAAUGGUGAGAAUGCUAUUUUAGUUUUGGGUCAUGGCUUCUCCUGUGUUGGGUCAACAUGGCCCCCCAAAAAACUUCAAAUGUAUAUUGGUUUGGGGAACUCAUUUAAUCCACAGCCAAAACCAUAUGUUCUUUGAUUUUACCUUUAUGAUCGCAACAAUGAGGAAAAACGUCAAAAAUCACAGUAAACAUUUUUUUUUCCAGUGGUGUAUACAAAGUUACCUUUUCACUCUCACCUUAAAUAUUGUUAUAUAAACCAGAUGAUAGACGAACCAGGAUAUAUUUCUACACCAAUACAAAGGAACACUUUUAUCACUAUGUCACAACAUAUACGCAUGUGAUAAAGAGAUUAUUGCUUAAUAAGCUUUUUAUUAAAUCUCUAAAUCAACAGGUUAAGGUGUUCACACUAGGCAGAGCCCCUUCAAAUUAGUAGCAAGCCAACAAAAUUAUAAAAGAAAAGUAACGAGUUAACUUACAGAGAGAGAGGUUCAAUCCAACAGAGAUUCCCCUGUUCUUCACUAACUAAAAAUGUAUUAUUAUUAUUUUAUAAAUACGUGUACAAAAAUAGUGUUAAACAGGGUAAUGGCUUAUAUGAAGGCUAAAAGAGACAGUGGCAUGGAAGCUUUAUACAUCCUCCCUUGUGUACUUGUAACAAUUAACAAACACUACGUUUCAAGUUGAUAAAGUGGAGAGGUAUCGAGGAUGCACAUUUUUUUUCACAAGGUCGAGAUUUUCUCCUCCAUCUUUUGACGUAUCGCUUAACUCAAACUUGGCAGAGACUGACGUGAUGAAAAUACGUUCUGAGUUUUGAGUCAAUCGGAUUUACGGUUCAUGAGAAAAAUCGAAUAUGUCGCACCUUAUGUGUUUUUAAUUUUUUUUUUUUUUUUAAUGUUAUCCCCUUUUCUCCCCAAUUUUCGUGGUAUCCAAUCGCUAGUAAUUACUAUCUUGUCUCAUCGCUACAACUCCCGUACUGGCUCGGGAGAGACGAAGGUCGAAAGCCAUGCGUCCUCCGAAGCACAACCCAACCAAGCCGCACUGCUUCUUUAACACAGCAGUUAGCACUGCGAUGCAGUGCCCUAGACCACUGCGCCACCCGGGAGGCCCCCACCUUAUGUGUUUUUGAGGCAAAUUUGUUCCUUAUGAUGAGAAACACUGAUAUACCAAGGUUCGUGGUUGUACAUAAUAAAACGGGGCGACAGGGCUGAGCCUUAGACUUUGAAUGCUUAUUAUAGCGCCACCUAUGGGCCAAUCGGUGCUGUUUUUGGUAUCUAAGUAGCAGUGUUGAUAUACUUUGAUAUUACCAAAGUAGAAAACAUUUUACCAAUCGGGCAUUGAGAUAUUGCGACAAAGGCAGAAGAGUAAUAAGAAAGAAAGAAAAAUUACAUUAAAAACAAUAGGUUUGCUUGCAAUUUCGCUGCCAAAAUCUAUCAAUGCAGAUAUGUUCCAAUGGCCCUAAUCUCCCAUAUACAGUGAGGUCUGAAAUGAUUGACACCCUUUCUAAAGAUGAGUGAAAAUAACUGUAUAAAAUGAAUAAUUCAAAUACUGAGCUAUAUUGUAUCCCAAACAUUUUUAUAGCUUUUUACUAAUACAAUUGCUCAGAGAAAGAGAUUUUGUUUAACAAGUAAUUUUUUCCCCCAUCUCAUAGGUAGGGGUGAAAAUGAUUGACACCCAUGUUUUCAAUAACUUUCAAUAUCUCACCUUGCGAGGAUAAUGGCACUGAGCCUUUUUCUAAAAUGUUUUAUGAGUUAGAGAACACAUUGUGUGAGGAUCUUAGACCAUCCCUCUAUACAGAAUCAUGAACACGUAUGGUUUGAGUUGAAGAGGGCAGUCCAGCGCAGACAAAGGACAUCCUUGCAAGGUGAGGUAUUAAAAGGAAUUGAAAAUAGGGGUGUCAAUCAUUUUGACCCCUACCAUUUUGAGGAGAAAAAAGUAUUACUUGUGAAACAAAAUCUCUUUCUCUGAUCAAUUGUAUUAGUAUAAAAUAAUAUAAUUUCCCAAUUUUUUUAGCAUACAAUACAGCUCAGUAUUUGAAUGAUUUAUUUUAUACAGUUAUUUUUGCUCAUCUUUACCGAGGGUGUCAAUAAUUUCUGACCCCACUGUACAGUAUAUAGUGAAACUAGCUCUAACGUGGCUGUUUAUUAGUGAAGGGACGUUCGUGAACGAGUUGGCUCUAGGAGCCGGCUCUUGUAGGUUAACGUUGGGAGCCGGCUUGCAUAUCAGAAGAGCCGAAUCUAUUUAUAAAAAUUAAGAUGUGAAUAAUCAACAGAUUUAAAUUAUUAGAAUUAACUAAUUCAGAGAAUGAAAAAAUAAAUGAAAUAAUAUAGGCCUAAAUGCUCAAGCGCAAACAUUCGUUCUGACUGUCUGCUCAGACUAACAGCCUCACCUGUAGUUCCUGUCAAUCAGACACGCAGUGUCAACCAAUGAACCAAAGAUGCGUGAGGGAGGGCCGAGCCAACUCACUCAGUCACACACUUAGCAGCCGAGGAGAGAGAGGAAGGACAGCUGUGAAAACAACAGCUGGAAAAUGAGUCGGAAGCACAGUAGCAUUUGGAUGCAUUUUAAUAACGUAGACAAUGUUAGAGCACAGUGUAGAAUUUGCCAAAACAAAAUCUCAUAUAAAGCCGGUUCUACGCACAACUUACACUGGCAUAUGUGAACUGUGCACCCAACUGUGAAGCUACCUGUAGCGGAGCUUCGAGAAACUAGCGGGCCUGCUAGUGAUAGUGGUGGAGCCAGCACCUCCACACGUGGAGAUGUAUCCACUCAGUCAAGUAGGUUUACUCUGCGACCCACAGCAACGCAGUCUUCUAUGGACCAGUUUAUGCCAAAGUCUAUGUCUGUAGCAAAACAAGGCCAAAUUGAUAUUGCAUUGGCUAAAAUGAUUGCCACCGAUUUCCAGCCAUUUUCGAUUGUGGAGGACAGAGGUUUUAGAAAUUAUAGCAAUAGUCUAAAUCCAAUUUACACAAUUCCAAGCAGGAAAACCUUUUCAAAAUCACUUAUUCCACAGCUGUAUGAGAGCACACAGGCUUCAGUGCGGGAAAGAGUCCAAAAAGCUACUGCAGUUUGCCUUACCACUGACUGCUGGACAUCAAGGGUAACCACUUCUUACAUGUCGGUUACAUGUCACUUCAUUGAAGAUUUUUCGAUGUCUAGCUGUCUUCUGGACUGCUUUGAGUUCAGCGACAGACACACCUCAGAGAACUUGGCAGAGGAACUGUUGAGAGUGGCCAGAGAAUGGCAAGUAGAUGGAGAAGUGGUCUGUUGUGUUAGCUACAAUGUAGCUAACAUAACCAAAGCAAUGAACAUUUUAAAAUGGACCUAUCAUCCAUGUCUUGCCCACACAAUCAACCUGAUUGUAAGAGAUGCUCUGAAGGUGAAGAAGCCCACUGUGGACAAAGUGAAAGCAGCUGUGGAAUACUUCCACAGGAGCACAGUAGGUGCUGAAAAACUAAAGUCUACACAACGCCAGAUGGGGGUGCCUGAGCUGAGGCCUAAACAAGACUGCACUACAAGGUGGAAUUCAACAUUUUACAAGUUGAAGCGGUUUCUUGAGUCAAAGGAUGCCAUCAUCUCUACCCUGGCCAUUGUCAAUGCACCUGUUGAUGCUCUGACCCAAGAGGAAUGGGAGGUGGUGGAGGAGGUGUGCAGAGUCCUGGAACCCUUUGAGCAGGUCACUGUGGAGAUCAGUGGAGAGCUAUGUGACAGCCUCAAUAAUGAUACACCUGUGUAAGGGUCUGCAGCGAAUCACAGCCAGCCACCAGAGAGAAGCAAAUGUAACCACAGGACAUGUGACAGAGUUGAUGGACACCCUAUGUUCAUCAAUGGAUAGAAAGUUCCACAGAAUGGAAUAUAAUAACGUGCUAUCAGAAACCGCUGCACUUGACCCCAGGUUUAAGAAGUUAGCCUUCAGUGAUGCCAGAGCGAUUGAUGAGGGUCUUCAAAGAAUAACCUCCGCAGCAGGGAGGGACAGCCCCAGCAGUCAGCUGGCUCAGGCACCAGGGCAACAGGAAGACGAGGGAUCAAAGUGAGCAGAAGAACCAGCAGUAGUGCCACAAACGUCUGCUGUUUCGAUGCUGUUUGACGAGAGAGCAACUGGGGAUGCAGCACGAAGGAAUCCCUCAGCAGAUGCCAUAAUGGAGGUCCGAUCCUAUUUGGAGGAGCCCCUCCUCUGAGCUGGUGGAAGAACAAGGCCUCUGUCUACCCACGGCUUACUAAAGUCAUGACAGGCAGACUCUGCAUAGUGGCCACAUCCCUUCCCUCUGAGAGGGUCUUCUCGAAAACGGUACUAAUAAUUUAAGAGAGAAGAAACCGCAUCAGCCCCUCGAAAGUGAGGCAGCUAGCAUUUCUGAAUGGAAAUCUCUCAUAAAAGCAAAAUAUGGUCAGCAUUGCUGUGUGCUGCUGGUUAUAACAUGACAAUAAAGAAGAGAGAGAAAAGAGGGACCAGUUUAAUGUUUUAAGUGGGAUGCUGAAGUUUUGCACAUUGUUAUUAAUUUUUAUUUGAUAUGGUGCAAUGUUCUAUUGUUAUGUUGUUCAGAUUGUAUUCGUUUUGAAUUGUUACAUUUAUAUGCACUUUGUUAAUAUACAUUAAAAAAGUUAUACUUUAAAUGCACAUGUGUAAUAGCAUCCUUCUUUUUUACAUUUAUUUCAAUUUGUGGGAUUGUGCAGUUUUGCAAAUUGUUAUUUAUUUUUCUUUGAUAUGGUGCAAUAUUAUAUUAUGCUGUUCAGAUUGUAUUAGUUUUGAAUGGUUAGAUUUAUAUGCCCUUUGUUUAUAUACAUUAAAGUUAUACUUUAAAUGCAAAUGUUUAAUAGCAUUAUUUUUCAUAACAAACCAAUGCAUUUUUAAAUGCAUUGUGGUUAAGUUAGAGUGUGAUUUCAUUUAAUCAUUCAAUUAGAAUUGUUUUAACACCAAUCAUAGUCAAACUAUCGCAAACGGUUUAACUUGAGAAAAAUACAAAACAUAUUUUUUUAAAGAGCCGUUUGGGAGCCAAAAGAGCCGGCUCACUGAAAAGAGACGGAAUGCCCAUCACUACUGUUUAUGAAACUAGCUCCCAACUAUCUCUGAACCAAAGCUAUUCAAUGGAGUUUCAGUGUUUUAGCUGUCUGAAGCAUGCAGUCACUGGAACCGGAGUUUAUUUGAUCACACGGCACAUCUAUGGACUACACCUUCCUACUAAAUACAUUCCCAAUAUUGGCAUUCCUUUUCCUACCGACAUCUAGCAAAAUACUUUCAUUUUCCAAGCUGUUUGAAAAAUGUUCAGCGCUUACCUCUUUUUGUGUUUUUUUACAUACACUCUUCUGAGCAGAAGAGACACUGAAGAGAGAGACAUGAGGAGAAGUCUCUAAUCCUGCAUCUCAGUUGUCCAUUCCUAGAUUUGAGAAUGCCACACUCUUACCCGGGGUCAUCUCUUUUAGUCCUUUUCAUGUUGGCAUCAUUCUCGCAGCGCAUUAGACCGGUGACAAUGAGCCUUUUAAAGUCAUUUUCCCCGACGUUUGCAGAGAUCACAUUCACAGUAACCACUACCCAUGUGGAGUUCAAUAACAACACUUAGUCUGUUACGGUGCCAUAACGCAGCUCUGAUUGAUUCCCAACCUUUGCCGUGUUUAGAUGGAGCCAUAGUUGUAAGACCCAGACAGCACAAACGGCAACUGUUCUGACCUAUUUGUGUCAUAGUCACAGGAGAACAAACAUCAGAGUGUAUAAAAGACGGGAACUAGACUUGGCACCAUUGAAACAUCAACAGGAAGUGAGAAAGACUUUCUGUACCGAGACAAAGGGGGACAUAUUGAGACGUUAUGGUGAGACAUGUUGAGAUAUGAUGCUGGAGGUGUGUGUCACUAUUGUCCUGGGCCUUCUCCCUUUUACCUCUGAGGAACUCCUGAGAUCAUUGGAGCGGCGCAGCCUCAAUCAAAUUCUGGGUGUCUAUUGUUGAGAGUUCAGACCGUCCUUCCUGGGAGUUGAUGCUGAUGUUAUCGCACAGUUUAUGGAUAGGUCUCUUGUGCCUAUUGGUACCCAGAACAACUCCCUUGACGUCACCCAGUUCCAUGACUUCAGAGGAACAUGCUUCAGGAUCAUCUCUAACUUGACUCUACAUGACAAUAACACAUGGAACUCAGUAAUACCCGUCCCUGUUACUGAGGUCCUCCUGACAACAUGCCCAGAUUGUGUCUCCUCACUCUGCAGAGAAGCACUGAGGCUGGGAAGCCUCUCCAAAGCUCUUGGAGUAGGUGAAGGGAGCUCGCUCUCUGCUGUGGAACCAACGAGUACAAUAGGGUUUCUUGCAGAUUUGCUGGGAUUGGCAUAGGGUGUUGGGGGGUUUUUACCAUUUGUUUUUGGAUUUGUAAUGUCUUACUCAUUGUUAGGAAGAAUUUUGGUCCAAAUUGGAUGUUGGGUACUAUAUUUAUUGAAUAUUGUCUAAAUCCUAUGCUCAGAUAUUGUCACCCCUCCCACCUGAUGUAAGACAAAUGCAUGUCACGUUCCUGACCGGUUUUCUGUUAUUUUGUAUGUGUUUGACGGUCAGGGCGUGAGUUUGGGUGGGUAGUCUAUGUUAUGUGUUUCUAUGUUUGUAUAAGGGUGACCUGAUAUGGCUCUCAAUUAGAGGCAGGUGGUUUUCAUUUCCUCUGAUUGAGAGUCAUAUUAAGGUAGGUGUUUUCACACUGUUUGUUUGUGGGUGGUUGUCUCCUGUGUCAGUGUUUGUCGCGCCACACGGGACUGUCUCGGUUUAUGUAGUCUGUUCCUGUUCGUGAGUUCUUCAUGUAUUUAUGUAAGUUCCAUGUCCAGGUCUGUCUACUCCGUUUUGUUAUUUUGUUAAUUAUUCAAGUGUUUUCGUUUCGUGUUUUUUUGUCUUGUUUAAAUAAAUCAUGUCAUAUAACAACGCUGCGUUUUGGUCAAAUCCCUGCUCCUCCUCUUCGGAUGAAGAGGAGGAAGAAAGCCGUUACAAUGCAAUGGUUUCCUGUCAUGUUUCUUAAAAGUGACACAGUAAAUAAUAUCACAUUAUGUACCCAUGUAAACAGUAGACUUUAGGGAACACUUAAUUUAAUAAAAUACAAAAUAAAAAUUUGACUGCGAUUUCUUAAGGUUUCUCAUCAUUGUUGCGAUCAUAAAGGAAAAAACAAGAUUCCAUAUGGUUUUGGUUGCUGAUUUAAAUUAUUUCCCCAAACCAAUACAUAUAUUUUAAGCUAUUUUGAGGCCACAUAGAUCCAACUCAGGAGGAGCCAUGAACCAAACCAAAUGCAGAUAAAUGCAUUUCACGAUUGACCUAUACGGCGCUCAAAGCCCGACCUUAGGCUUUGAUGAAAUGGCACCUUUUUGUUUUACAAGUAUGCCAAUUUUAAUACCAAAGUGAACAAUGUGGUCUUUUUUUGGAGUUUAUAACCUGGACUAAUAGUGAAUAUACUGUAUUAUUAUCUGCAUGUAGACCUACAGUCCUUCCUAACAUGGAUUGAACAUCAAAACGUUCUCUAUCUGCAGGGU
This is a messenger RNA of Salvelinus fontinalis (brook trout), 7708 nucleotides long. Its product is annotated as zinc finger BED domain-containing protein 4-like. The record is from RefSeq and is a predicted model, not a curated record. NCBI's taxonomy places the organism in Eukaryota, Metazoa, Chordata, Actinopteri, Salmoniformes, Salmonidae. The transcript is spliced from 2 exons. Bases 3047 to 3967 code for a protein of 306 amino acids.